GUCUGUGACCUAUUGUAUGUCUGGUCUAUCUUACCGUUAGUCAAUGCUUAAAUCACGCAACCCCACGUCGCUUUACUUCAUUAUAAAAAUUAAGCACAUAUUGGUUUUUGAAACAAUUGUCAAACAACUUUAUUAUUGUAGAUACAAUAAAAUUGAAUGCAAGCUAAUGUAAGAAGAAUAAUUCGUACAGCUGAAGUUUGAUUUAUUAAAAUUAAGGAGCGUUCUAUAUAUAAUGGGAUACUUUUUUUAAAGUUUUAAAUGUUAAGGCAUAAAUAAAUUUUUUAUAAGUUAUAUUACAUUUAAUACAAGAUCUGUUGAAAUACAAAAUGGUAAUGAAUGUACAAAAAAGUAUUACAAAAAAUUUAUCUUAUUCAGUAUUUAUAACUGAAAUAUUCAUUAACGAAAAUUUAUAAAACCCAGCAUUUAUAUAAAAUUGUUGAAAAAAUAAUGUUUUUUCACGAUGUAAUUGUUUUUUGCAUAGAAUGAUUUGUCUGAAUAAUUUUUCGUAUGUCUGAACAAUUGCACAAAGAAAUCACUUUUUCAUUAGUUGUAUAAAAUUCUUUGUCUUUCUUAUAUUUAAUUUCUAGUAUUUUGAGACUAAUUCAUUGAAUCGUAUUAUGAAGUAAUCAUAUUGCAAAAUAAUGUCAAUAUGUUCAAUUUUAUUAUGAAAUAAGCUGUAUGAAUUCAAUUAUUACUAAUUGUGCAUGUUUAAGAAUAAUGGCAAAAACAGAAGUUGUUGAAAAUUGGGAACCGUUACGACUGACGCAUAUUAAACCAUCAUUUAAUAAUGAAGAAUCAGCUUUGGCAGCACGUCAAGAUUUAUGGCAUAAGUUCAUUUUGUUUAACGUAGGACAAUAUAGUGCAACAGAAAUAUUAAGAACUGUUAUUGUUGCUUGUGAGCCUGAAAUUAUAUUGCCUGUUAUGUACAAAAAAGAAAGACCUAACAAAUGUACAUUCCUUACAAAAUGUAGCUCGAGUGCUAUUGAAAAUCUUGUAAAGCAAGGUUUAUGUAUAACUUUAUCAAAUGGACAAGAAUUACGUAUUGAUAUCAUAUUAGGAUAUACAGAUUCCCAAAAUUUACAAUUGAAUCCUAAUAGAAUUAUAGCACAGGCACUUUAUUAUAGAUAUGAGCCUACAAAAAAAGUGUUGAACCUUGAUGACUUUGAAAAUGAAAAAUCAUUAAAUUCUAUAUAUUGUCCCAUAUCUUUACCUAAAGUAUUACACUUUGUUUUAAGAUGUACUAAAAUGGGUAUUUUAAGCAAUAAUCGUGACUCACGAUUACCUAUUAGAGAACUGAGUUUAAGAUACAAUGAAAUUACAAGAAUUGUCUUUUUUGAGAAGUUCUUCAAUUAUCAUUUAACCAAAUUAGAUUUACGUCACAAUCAAAUUGCAGAUGUAGAAUACUUACGCUAUUUCAGUGAGUUUAAAAUAAGUGAACUUUGGUUAGAUGGAAAUCCAUUAUGUACAAAAUACAGCAAGUGUCAAGAUUAUGUACAAGCAGUAAAGAAUGUUUUUCCUCAUUUACAAAAACUGGAUGGGAUUGUAAUAGGUAUGGAGCAGAAGUUUGUUCCUAGUAUCCAAAGUAAUUUUCUAGGAGAUGGUACCAGUACUUGUCUGAUCAAACAGUUUGUGAAGCAUUAUUUCACAUUAUAUGAUCAAAAUGAUAGGCAAGUGAUAAAUGGUUUAUAUGAUAGAGAUGCACUUUAUUCUAUGAGCCUAGGACCUAUUUCAAAUUAUAUUCACAAACAAUUAACUAAAACGUUUGUUACAAACAGAAAUUUACUAAAAUUCGUUGAUUAUGCAAAGUGUCAAGAAUUUUUAUUACGUGGCCCAGAAAAGAUCAUUUCUGCACUCAGGAAUCAACCAUCUACUAUACACCACUUUAAAACAUUUCAUGUAGAUUUAUUAUAUGAAGGAGAGAUCCACCUUGCAAUUUCUGUGCAAGGAAUGUUUUCAUUCCGAGACAUUCAUCAAUGUCCACCAAUGUUUUUCAAUAGAACUUUCAUAAUUAUGAAGAAAGAAGAUAAUGAAUAUUGCAUCACUAAUGACCAAUGUUAUUUGGAUGGAACACCUGCUAAUACUUUGCUAGGAAACAGUGAAAUAAAGUUUGAAUCAAAAGGUGCCCCGAAAUUUAUUCCAACAGUGUUUAGUGUUUCUGAGAAAGAACAACUACUUAUAUUUUUACAUGAAAUAACUACAAUGAACAUGAAAUUUUGUCAUCAAUAUCUUGAAGAUGCCAACUGGGAUAUUAGAACUGCCAUUGCAACAUUUAUGAAUAUGUAUACAGUUAACAACGUGCCACCUGAAGCAUUUGUGUAAUAUAUAUUUUGUAGUUUAUUGUACAAUAUUUAUAUAAUAUUAAUAUUAAUAUUAUUACUUGUAAUAUACCUGUAGUGUAAUAAGAAACAAUUUAAUU
This is a messenger RNA of Frieseomelitta varia, 2416 nucleotides long. Its product is annotated as nuclear RNA export factor 2-like. Bases 679 to 2319 code for a protein of 546 amino acids. NCBI's taxonomy places the organism in Eukaryota, Metazoa, Arthropoda, Insecta, Hymenoptera, Apidae. Gene Ontology annotation, cellular component: nucleus. The transcript has a single exon. Gene Ontology annotation, molecular function: RNA binding; protein binding. The record is from RefSeq and is a predicted model, not a curated record. Gene Ontology annotation, biological process: poly(A)+ mRNA export from nucleus.